Messenger RNA from Prinia subflava (tawny-flanked prinia), 4661 nucleotides. Its product is annotated as ELMO domain-containing protein 3-like. The transcript is spliced from 13 exons. Bases 200 to 1231 code for a protein of 343 amino acids. The record is from RefSeq and is a predicted model, not a curated record. NCBI's taxonomy places the organism in Eukaryota, Metazoa, Chordata, Aves, Passeriformes, Cisticolidae.
GGAAGCAGGCACCGGGCACUGGGAGCUGGGACUGGCACUGCUGUAGUGGCAGCUGGGACUGGGAAGUGGCACAGGGCACCGACAGCUUGUCCUGGACACUGGGAGUUGACUGUGCAAUGACAGCUGACUUUGGGCACCAGGAGCUGGCACUGGGAGCUGGCGACACCGGGAGUUGGCACUGGGACAACAGGAGCUGGUUAUGAGCGGCGCUGGGGGCUCGGAGCGGCCGGAGGAGCAGCCGGAGGAGCGGCAGCGCGUUGUCCCCCCGGUACUAGCUCUGCGGCAGGAAGGUGUCCUGCAGGAGCUGGUGCUUGGAGCGGGGCAGCCCCCACACCCUGGGAUCAGCGAGGAGCAGCGCCAGGCCCAGGAGGAAUGGGAGGCUCUGGAAGAGAUCCAGUCAGGGUUGGGGGAGACCUCAGGCACACCGCUUCCUCCAAUUUCCUUCACUGAGGCGCUGCAGCACUUCCAGAGCACAGAGCUCUCCGAGAGCUGGGGGAAGGUGCGAGCGCCGGGGCGCCGGGGGAUCCUGGCUGCCCUGCUCCGCUGCCUCUGCGGGGCCCCUCGGCUCCGACCCCAGCUCCGGGGAGAGCAGGAGCUGGCGCUGGCCAUGGCACACUGUGCCCUGGAUGACUCAGAGUGGGUGCACAUGCGGAUCCUGCAGACCAUCUACCAGCAGCUGACGCGCUCCAGGCUGGGCUGCCCGCGCUACGGAGCACACUGGGAGGAGCUGGGCUUCCAGGGUGUGGAUCCCGGGACUGACCUGCGUGGGACGGGAAUGCUGGGGCUGAUGCAGAUCCUGUUCUUUGUCCUGGAUUCUCGGACACUGCUGCUGGCACGAGAGAUUUUCCAGCUCUCCCAGCAUGAAACCCAGAAUUUUCCCUUCUGCAUCAUGUCCGUGAACAUUACCCGGAUUGUCAUCCAGGCGCUCCAGGAGGAGCGGCUCUCCCGGGAGUGCAACCGGCGGCACCAGGUGAUCGGGGUGCUGAAUGACCUGUAUGCCGCCGCCUUCCUGCAGCUCUCCUGCCUCUGGAAGCGGCAGCACGGGACCAUUGCCGACGCUGGAUUCUUCCUCAAGGAGCUUGAAUUAUCCACCAAAAAGAAGCCAAGGCAGCUGCUGAAAUUCCUGGAAGCCUACCUGAGCCGUGGCCUUCAGCCUCCCUGCUCUCCCUCCUCCCAGAUCCACUUCACCAGCAUUUGUGACCCUGGAGUGGAGCUGGAGGGAGAUUCCUGACUUACAUGACACAGAGUGGGAUGCUGCAUAGGGAAUUCUGCUGGUGGAUCAGUCCUGGGAGGGAGACACACUGGUGUUGUGCCUGGUUUGGGGGCUCGGGAAGGGCCGGGAGAUGUCACGGAGCCGGGAUUUUGCCUGCUCCAGGUGGAGCUCUCUGGAAGCAAAGGAGGAAGAGGUGGUGGAACAUGAGUCCGUGAUUCUGUGAGCAACCCAGCCUGGUGCCGGGAUAGUCCCUCUCUCCAUCCCAAAUCCAGGGUCCCACCUAGGUCCUUACCCUCCCCAGGUGGAGCUGGAAGGUGGUGCUGGGUUCCUGGAUCCCAUCCCAUCCAAGCAGUGGCACUGGUAGCCAGGGCAACCCAAGCAGUGGCACUGGUGGCCAGGGCAGUAGAGGGACCAGCACAACAGGCACAACAACAACAGUGAGCAGAGCAAAGACGAGGACAAGAAUAUCAACGGGAACAGUCAGGAUGGCAAGCAGCCAGACAGCCCCAAGAACGAGGGCACCAAGGAGAACAGCAGUGAGAAGAAUGAGGCUGGCACCGGCAAAAACAGCGACGACAAUGGCAGCAACACCCAGAACAACAACAAAAAGGACCAGGGCACGAGCCAGGGCAGUGGUGACAGGGACAGGGCUGGCACCCAGGGCAGCGAGGCCAGUAAUGGGCACACAAAUGGGGGCACCAGCCAAGGCAGCAGUGGUGGGCAGCAGGCCCAGACUGAGACGCAGGGCAGUGCUGGUAACGAGCAGCCUCACAGCCAGGACAAUCCAAAGAACUCCCAGGAGGACCAAAGCCCUUUGUCACACUUAGCUCCCUCCACUGUGGAGAGCUUUUUGGAAAAUGAAGAAAAUGCUGCAGACAUGGCCGAGGCUGAGGAGGGCAGUGACACGUCCUUGGAUCAGGACAGAGGCAGGAGUGUUCCCUCCCUGCCCAGGGCCCGCUCCGAGAGCAGCCAUUUCUUCGCCUACCUGGUGACCACAGCUGUCAUCGUUGCAGCCCUGUACGUGGCCUACCACAACAAACGGAAGAUCAUUGCUUUUGCUCUGGAAGGAAAAAGAUCAAAAACUGGUCGACGGCCCAAAUCUGGUGAUUAUCAGAGACUGGAUCAAAAGAUCUAGAUUCCUCCUCAGAGGAUGACAGCCGCCAAUGGGAAUGCAGUGCUGCCACAGCUGGAUUUCAGUCCACAGGAAGGAGGGAAAACACUUUUUGUUUUGCACCUGCACCUUGAUAAAACCUCUCACUUCCCUGAAUUGCUCCUUUCCCAGCUGCCUUGUUUUACCCCUGGGCACCUGACUGCUGGAAAAGCAAGUCCCAGAACUGCACACCCAGAACUUCUGUGACCCAAUGCGAUGGAAUUUGCCAUCUGCUGGACUGACCCCUCGUCUUGGGGGGGAAAUUAAGGAUCUGCUGCACAAAGAGCCAUGGGACUGUCCCUUGCCUGGGAAUUAAGCUGCCUUGGGCUCCUCCUCCCUCUCCUUCUCCAUCUGUUGGGUUUGGAUGCUUGAGUUGGGAGUAUGUGAGUUCUCUUGCGCUUGUUUGGAGUUGACCCACCACAGACUUGGAUUUGGGUUUUCUCUCCCUGAGCAAUUUUCCAGUUUCACACACAUCUUUGGCCAUGCUGAAGCAGUUUUUGUGGUGUAACUCAAACCCUUCAUGCUCUGUGCAGGUCUUCUUCCUCCUGGUCCUUUCAGUUCAGCUGGGGGUGUUGGUUGUGGUGUGGGGCUGUGGAGGAGGGGGUCGGGCUGGGGAAGCUCCAUAUCCUGUCGGGAUCAGGGAUUCAGAUAGGAAGAUUGUUUCCUCCCCACUGUCAAAUGUAGGAAGGAAGGACUAUAAAUCCCUGAGGAGUUUGGGAUGAGUGAAGUUCCCAGGCCUUCCAGUUGCGUUGGACUGGUACUGGUCAGACCAAAGGCUGCCAAAGGCACUGGUGCCCCAGUUAUACCCGUGAGGUGGUUUUCAUUAGUUCUACUCCCCAGAGUUUUGUUCAAGCUGGGAGAGGGCACAAAGUACCUGCUUGGCUUGUGCUUUGGAUUUUUCCAGUAUAGGCAGAAACUGGGGAACCUAGAGCUCCUCACAUGGGCACCCAGCUGCUUCACAUCAGGUGCCAGGCAUGUGCCAGUCCCACAUUUGCUGACUGACCGCACGGGAAGAAUCCCAGGAUGGUUGAAUUCCUUCCUGGGGGACUUUUUUCUGGCCUUCCCAGGCUUGAGAACAAUCAGCUCCUUGCUCUGUGGUCACCUUGGAAAACGGCAGAGUUGUUUUCUGGUCACUGUGAAAGCUGCAGCUCUGGUUUUGAUUUCCUACUCAUUAAUUCCUAGAGGAGAGAGAGGGCUUGACCUUCUCCAACCCUAAAAUUAUCCUUUCCCUUUUUACUGGCUCUUGGCAAGCAUGAGGGGCACGAGAGUCCCUCUUGGCUUUAAAGAGUUCUCAGAGUUUCCCUAGGAAACAUCUAGGAUGCUAAAAGGAGUUGUUUUGGGGAGCAGGAGGGUGGAGGGAAGGGAAAGGGAAAUGGGGCUGUGAAUGUAACUCGGGGAAAAGGGUGGGAACCUUCUGCACCAAACCACCCUGCUGCAGAGCUCCUGUGGCAUCAGCCAGGCUGGGGGAUGCUUUAGGGCAGGGUCAGGGAGGGGGACACUGGCUUUUGGCUGGUGAUGGCAGAGAGACAAGCCCUAUUCCAGUGUCUGGAAUUCUGUGUGCUCCUGGGCUGCUCUGGCCAGGAUUAUUGAGUGAGUGCACUUUUUGGAGUGUGAGUGCUCUAUGCUUGCUUUGUCCUGUUUUGUUUUGUUUUAAUUGAAUAAUAAUUUGGAAAGGUGAGGGUUUUUUCACCAUCUACUUAUUUUUCUAUCCUGAGAGCUGUUUCAAAUCCUCUCUUGCUCCAGGCUGUGAGAAUCCCACCCUGCUGCCAACAGGGAAUGUUUUGGACCUCAAACACCUCGAUCCCAGGCUGAGCCAAGCACAAGCUCCUUAGGGUAAUAAGGACACACCUCAGGGCUCUGGGGAGUGCUGGCUCUGGGGGGAGGCAGAUCUCACACCAGGCUGAAUUGCGGGGUUACCCCCAAAAUCUCCCUGCCAACAAUUCCCGAGGCUGGUGUGUUCUGCCAAUAGUCCGGGCUGCCUCAAACCUCUGGGAAUUGCUCCCCGUUUGUUGAGUUUCAUGGUGUUUAUGCAAUAUGUCCCAAAGUGGUCAAGGUGCACAGCACCCUUUCCCUUUGGGCACACGUGUUUCUCGUGGAUGGUGUCUGCUGGUAGAGAGGGGGUUUUUGCCAAUUAUUCCUACUUUUUAGGCUUGAACCAGCACCUGAUUUGUUUUCUGCUGCAGUGAAACGCACCUUGCUUGGAAGGAUCAGCAUUUUUUACACUUCUUUGUACUGGUUUUUUAUUUUCUGUGUGGUGAAGUCAGUAAAUGGAUUUAAAAAAACCCAGAAGGUUGAGUU